Molecule: messenger RNA, 1724 nt
Organism: Manihot esculenta (cassava)
Lineage: Eukaryota; Viridiplantae; Streptophyta; Magnoliopsida; Malpighiales; Euphorbiaceae
Product: betaine aldehyde dehydrogenase 1, chloroplastic
Exons: 15
Coding region: 89-1600 (503 amino acids)
Molecular function (GO): oxidoreductase activity, acting on the aldehyde or oxo group of donors, NAD or NADP as acceptor
Source: RefSeq, a predicted model, not a curated record
ACGACAGGAUAGCUCAUUUCACUCCCAUUAUAAAAGGAAAUCACAGCAGCGGAGCAGUGUAGAAGACUUAACUCUUGAGUGUGAAAAAAUGGCGAUCCCACUACCCAAUCGACAGCUAUUCAUUGGCGGUGAAUGGAAGGAGCCUGUUCUCAAGAAACGGAUCCCUAUAAUCAACCCCUCUACGGAGGAGAUCAUUGGUGAUAUACCUGCAGCUACUGCAGAAGAUGUGGAGCUAGCGGUGGAAGCAGCCCGGAAAGCAUUUACCCAGAACAAAGGCCGAGAUUGGGCUUUCACUUCUGGUGCAUUUCGAGCCAAGUACUUGCGUGCUAUUGCUGCUAAGAUAACAGAAAGGAAACCUGAACUAGCAAAACUAGAAGCACUUGAUUGCGGAAAACCACUGGAUGAAGCAGCAUGGGAUAUAGAUGAUGUUGCUGGAUGCUUCGAGUACUAUGCUGAUCUUGCUGAAGGCUUAGAUGCAAAGCAAAACGUUCCAGUUUCUCUUCCUAUGGAAACAUUCAAGUCUUAUGUUCUUAAAGAACCUAUUGGUGUUGUUGCAUUGAUCACUCCAUGGAAUUACCCACUAUUGAUGGCUACAUGGAAAGUGGCUCCAGCCUUGGCAGCAGGUUGCACGGCAAUACUGAAGCCAUCUGAACUGGCAUCAGUGACCUGUUUAGAGUUGGCUGAAGUGUGUAGAGAGGUUGGUCUUCCUCCAGGUGUCCUCAAUAUUCUAUCUGGAUUGGGUCCUGAAGCUGGUGCUCCUUUGGCAUCUCAUCCCCAUGUUGACAAGAUAGCAUUUACUGGAAGCACAGCUACAGGGAGCAGGAUAAUGGCAUCUGCAGCUCAGAUGGUCAAGCCUGUUUCUAUGGAGCUUGGUGGGAAAAGCCCAAUUAUUGUCUUUGAGGAUGUUGAUCUUGACAAGGCUGCUGAAUGGACCAUCUUUGGUUGCUUUUGGACAAAUGGCCAGAUAUGCAGUGCAACAUCCCGUCUUCUUGUGCAUGAAAGCAUUGCAACUGAAUUUGUAGACAGGCUUGUUAAAUGGUGCAAAAAGAUUAAAAUAUCAGAUCCCUUAGAGGAAGGUUGCAGACUUGGCCCAGUUGUCAGUGGAGGGCAGUAUGAGAAAAUAUUGAAAUGUAUCUCAACUGCUAAGAGUGAAGGUGCAAGCAUUUUGUUUGGUGGGGCUAGACCAAAGCAUUUGAACAAGGGAUUCUUCAUUGAGCCAACCAUCAUCACUGAUGUAAAUACCUCCAUGCAAAUUUGGAGAGAGGAAGUGUUUGGACCUGUUCUCUGUGUUAAAACAUUUAGUACAGAAGAUGAAGCCAUUGAACUGGCAAAUGACACCCAUUAUGGUUUAGGUGCUGCUGUGAUAUCAAAAGAUCUGGAAAGGUGUGAUCGUGUAAGCAAGGCUUUCCGGGCAGGUAUCGUAUGGAUCAAUUGCUCACAGCCAUGCUUCUGUCAAGCUCCAUGGGGAGGACUCAAGCGUAGUGGUUUUGGUCGUGAAUUAGGAGAAUGGGGACUUGAGAACUACUUGAGCGUGAAGCAGGUGACUAAAUACAUAUCUGAUGAACCAUGGGGUUGGUACCAGUCUCCUUCAAAGCUAUAAGAGAUCCUUGUGAGAACUGAAAAUAACUGCGUAUGUGCUUGAACAAUCGGAAUAAAUGGAUACUGUGUGCUAAACUCUACAUGUACUGGAAUAAAUUUUUAGAAAGAAUUCAAAACUUUCAUAA